AUGAAAUAUAUUUUUUUAUUUGUAAAUCCAACUUCUGGUGGAAAUAAAGCAUCUAUAUUUACUGAAUUUGGAGUAAAUGAGAUAAUAUUUCAUAAACCACAUAAAUGCCACUUUUUCAUUUACAAUAUUUUGGAAGGAGAAAAAGGAAAAAAACCAGGGUUUCUAAAUUUAAGAUCAAUAACAAAUAACCCUAGGAAAUUUGAAAGCAAAGCUUUUUCAAGUUUUUCAAAAUCUAAAAGUUUUACUGAUAAAAAUAAUUUAUCAUUAGAAAAUAAGGAUAGCUUAAUAAAAAGGAAAUACUUAUCAAAAGAAAAAAUUCCUACAAAUUCCAAUAGAGAUAGUAAUGAUAAAAAUAUUGAUUUGGAUAAACAUAAUGAACAUGAAUGUGAAAAAAAUAAAGAACUAGUAAAUGAGACUAAAUGUAAUGAAUUAAAUUGUGAAAGUAAAAGUGAUAGAAAAGAAAAUGAAUUGCUAUCAAAAAGGUCUAAUGAAAAUAAAGAUAUAUCUAUAUAUGUUUUAGUAGCAGGAGGAGAUGGAACAUUAAAUUGGGUAUUAAAAGAAUCGGAAAGUUAUAACAUUAAUAAUAAUAAAUUUGCUGUUGGUGUGAUUCCAUUUGGUACUGGUAAUGAUUUUGCAAGGGCUUUUGGAUGGAAAAAAAUAGAUGGAAUAUUUAAUCAUUCUUUUUUGUUUAAUAUACUAAAAAAAAUUGUAGAUCAAACAUUUAAAUCAAAAAUAGAAAAACAUGAUUACUGGAAUAUAGAAGUUGUUUUAAAAAAAGAUGGAUAUUUUAAUAAAAUUAACUCCAAAACUAAAAAAAAAGAAACUUUAAAAGAGAAUAAUGAAAAUAUAACCGAAUUGAAACUUUGUAUGAGCAAUUAUUUUAGUAUUGGUAUUGAUUCAAGAAUAGGUAGAGGAUUUGAAAGACAUAGAAAAAAAAAUGCUCUUUGCAACAAAAUUGUAUAUGCUGUUGAAGGUUUUAAAAAAAUUUCUUUUAAAAAGAAUAUCCCAGUUAAUUUAAUUAUAGAUAAAAUGGUUGCAGGAGAAAACUAUGAUAAUGUAAUAUUUACUACUAAUAACAGUGAAGUAUAUCCUUUAUUAAAAAAAUCAAUGAGUAUUAUAUGCAUUAAUAUUCCGUCAUAUUCUUCAGGUAAUGACAUAUGGAAUUAUACUCAUAAAAUUGGUUUAAAUUUACCAAAAAAUUUAACUAGUGAUGAAAAAAAAGUAUAUGAUGAAUUAAAAAAAUCACAACAAGAAGUCGGUGAUGGUAUUUUAGAAUUUGUUAUAUAUCAGUCAGGCAUUGAUUUAGGUUUAGAAUUCACCUUAAAAGGUAGAGCUUAUAGAGUACAUCAAGGAAUAGGUCCAUGGAAAAUUUUUUUUAAAGAACAAAAAUAUAAUGUUUAUUUUCAAGUGGAUGGAGAAUAUUAUCUUAUGUCAUUACCAAAUUAUAUAUCCAUUUGUCACUACAAAAAAAUAAAUGUGCUCAAAAAUAUUUUAUAA
Molecule: messenger RNA, 1497 nt
Organism: Plasmodium gallinaceum
Lineage: Eukaryota; Apicomplexa; Aconoidasida; Haemosporida; Plasmodiidae
Product: diacylglycerol kinase, putative
Exons: 2
Coding region: 1-1497 (498 amino acids)
Molecular function (GO): ATP-dependent diacylglycerol kinase activity
Source: RefSeq, a predicted model, not a curated record